AAUGGUCACUCAUUACAAAACUUAGUUCUCUUUCAUUACCUCUUCAACCUUAGUCUAUUUGCAUAUAAUUCAAAAUUUAUACCAAAAAUGGUAGAUUCAAGAUCAAAACCUCAUGCAAUAUUAGUAUGUUAUCCACUACAAGGCCAUGUUAUUCCCACAAUAAAUCUAACCAUCAAGCUUGCACAAAAAGGCUUCACUAUUACCUUCAUCAACACUCAAUCUAUACACUAUCAGAUCACUCAAAAGAACGAUCAGGACGAUAUAUUUUCUACCUAUCAGGGUCUCGGGCUAGAUAUACGUUACAUGACAGUAUCUGAUGGACUUCCAUUAAAUUUCGAUCGGUCAUUGAACCAUGACCAAUUCAUGUCUGCCUUGUUACAUGUGUUCUCAGCUCAUGUUGAGGAAGCUUUGCUGAAAAUUAUGGAAUCGAAAAUCGAUCCUCCUGUGAAUUGCUUGAUUGCUGAUUCUUUCUUUGUUUUUCCAGGAAAAUUGGCCAAGAAAUAUGGACUUUUGUACAUAUCUUUUUGGACAGAGACAGCUUUGGUUUUUACCAUUUAUUAUCAUCUUCAUCUCUUGGAGUUAAAUGGCCACUUUGGUUGUACUGACAAAAGUGAGGACGUGAUUGACUACAUACCAGGAGUCCAAUCAAUCAGACCAAAGGAUCUAAUGUCAUAUCUUCAAGAAACAGACACAACCUCAAUAUGUCAUCAAAUUAUUUCUAAUGCCUUUGAAGAUGUCCCGUUUUUCCACCCGAGUUCAACAAGAUUGACGUGGCUACUAGCAUGUGGUCCGAGUUCGACUGCACCCAUUGGCUCGACCUACAACAACAUGCAACAGUCUUGGAGUACUGUUGCACUCAUCUUGUUUUUAUCACCAUUGCCAACAUUUAUUCAUACAUGGAAGAAGAAAUCAAUGGAGAAGUUCUCACCAUUUCCAUACAUUGCAACAUUCCUAAACUGUGGCCUUUGGCUUUUGUAUGGACUUCCAUGGAUUCAACCACAUGGGGGCAUUCUUAUAAUGACCAUUAAUGGCAUUGGACUUGGCAUUGAGAUAGUGUACUUGACGCUAUUCGUGCUGUACUCUGAAAGGAAGCAAAGGAUGAAAGUUUUCUUCAUUGUCCUAAGUGAAAUCAUGUUCAUUGGUUUAAUUGCCAUUCUUGUCAUAACUCUAGUCCAUAGCCAUGAAAAAAGGUCUACAAUUGUUGGUAAUAUUUGCAUGGUGGGAAAUAUUUUGAUGUAUGGUUCUCCUUUGGCCAUCAUGAAAUUGGUGAUCAAAACCAAAAGUGUGGAGUACAUGCCGUUCUUCCUUUCCUUUUUCUCCUUUCUCUGCAGCGCUAGCUGGACUACUUAUGCCCUCAUUCGUCUCGACGUCUACAUUCUUACGCCAAAUCUGAUUGGAACGGUGCUCGGCCUCGUCCAACUGCUGCUUUAUGCUACUAUGAGACAGAUAGCAGAAAGAAAAGCCCAAGGAAAACUGGAUUUGGUUGAGAAGACAGUCUCUGGAGUCACCAAAAACACAAGCAAUGAAGCUAGUGUUUAACUUAGUGUUAAUAAGGCCCAUAUUCUAGUUAUUUUGGGCCAUUAACCCUACCUUAUGGGCCCAUUUUCCUUUCCUAGG
Molecule: messenger RNA, 1617 nt
Organism: Nicotiana tabacum (common tobacco)
Lineage: Eukaryota; Viridiplantae; Streptophyta; Magnoliopsida; Solanales; Solanaceae
Product: UDP-glycosyltransferase 86A2-like
Biological process (GO): carbohydrate transport
Cellular component (GO): membrane
Molecular function (GO): sugar transmembrane transporter activity; quercetin 7-O-glucosyltransferase activity; quercetin 3-O-glucosyltransferase activity
Source: RefSeq, a predicted model, not a curated record